Molecule: messenger RNA, 1825 nt
Organism: Rhizophagus irregularis DAOM 181602=DAOM 197198
Lineage: Eukaryota; Fungi; Glomeromycota; Glomeromycetes; Glomerales; Glomeraceae
Source: RefSeq, a predicted model, not a curated record
AUGUUCAAUUUAAACGGAGACGUCCUCUAUUUGAUAUUUGAAGAAUUACAAAAUGAUAAAAAGACGCUUCGAUCAUGCAUUUUAGUUAACAAGACAUGGUGUGAAAUACUUGUACCAAUUUUAUGGAAAAAUCCAUGGAAAUAUUUGAAGGGAGGAAAUGAAAAAUUAUUUUUAAAAGUUAUUGUUUCACAUUCAACAAACGAAAAAUUAACAAAUCAUUUAACAAAACGUUAUAAAUUUUUAAUAAAUUCAUAUAACAAACCGUUAUUUGAUUAUAUUAGUUUUUGUAGACAUUUAAAUUUAAAAGAAAUUGAAAAGAUAAUAAUUAAUAAUAUAAAUGAAGAAAAAGAAAUUUUAAAUAUUAAACAAGAAAUGUUUAAACUUUUUAUUAAUGAAAAUACAAAAUUCACACAUCUUUAUAUACCACAAAAAUUUGAUUAUAAAAUACAAAAUAUUCCUGGAGCUAAACAUUGUUUUUCAGAAAUUGGAUUUCUUAGUUGUAAUACUAAUAUAAAUGAUGAAGUAUUAAAUGGAUUAACAAAAUUUUGUAAAUUAAUUAAAGAAUUGGAACUUUUCAUUCAAGAUGAUAAUAAUAAUUAUGAAAUUAUUAAAUUGAUUGAAACACCAAAAAAAUUAUUUAGUAUUAAAUUCAUAACAAAGUGUCAUUAUAAAACAGAUGAACCAUUUUGUGAAAUUCUUGAAAAUUCAUUAAUUAAACAUGCAAAUAUUAUACAACAUUUUACUACAACAAAUAUACCUGUUACAAAGACUCUAACUUCUUUUGUAAAUUUAAAAAGGUUGGAAUUGGAUGAUAAUUUUAAUGAAUUAAAGGCAUGUAAUUGGUUGGAACGAUUAUCAUUUCCCUUUUUACAAGUUUUAAAAGCUAGAAGAGUUCCAAUUAAGGUUAUAAUAAUAUUAAUUGAAAAUUCAAGAGGAUAUCUUAAUGAAAUAAAUAUUGAUUAUGUAAGUCAUGAUGAGAAUAAUAAUAAGAGGAUCAUUCAAGCUAUUUAUCAAAAUUGUACAUAUCUCAAAUAUCUUAAAUUGGUCAUCCGGAAUAGUAAUAUAUUAGAGUUAGAAAAAUUGUUAAUUAAUUGUCAAUAUUUGAAUGGUUUAUAUAUUUUAGUUAAUAAUAUGUUUGAUAGUUAUAAUAUAGAACAUAAUGAUAGGGUAAUUGAUUGGGAUCAUUUAUUUGAAGUUUUGGCCAAAUCUUCACCAAAUUGUUUAUUUAAAUUUAAAUUUUAUUUUAAUGAAUCUCCAAAAUUAGAUUCUAUAAAAUUAUUUCUUGAUAAUUGGAAAGGAAGACAUCCAAUUUUAUUACAAACUACUCCACUUUAUUGUUCUAGCAAUUAUUGUUUAAAUAAUAUUGAUUUUAUGGAAAGAUAUAAAGCAGAAGGAAUAGUUGAAAAUUAUGAGAAUGUUUCAUAUGGUCAAACUUUUGAUGAUUUUGAAUGGAUUCAAAAAAAAGUUAAUUAAUCAAUGAUUAAUUACGUUUAUAGCAAUGGGCUUUUGAUUAUGGUUGACAUUUUUUUUUUCAAAUAUAUUAGUCUAGCCUAUUAGGGUUGUGUUUGAUCUUAGUAGUCCAUUAUUUUUGCAUAAGUUAAUUAUAAAAACUGUUAAAAUUAGGCAUGAUCUUGAGUGACAUGCAUAACAAUACAGUUAUUGAGUGGGAGGGUAACAUAUCAAUCACCCUUAUUUGUUUGCUUAUUAUAUGUAUAUAUUAUAUAUUACUUGUUAAAUGAAUAUUUUAUCAUUAUUAUUUAUUAUAUUUUAUAUUUAUUCUCCCAAUUUCGGAGUCUCAUUUAUUUAAAUUUAUUAAAUAUCGUUU